AACAUCGCAGGCAAAAGGAACACCUCGCUCGCAUUCUUCACCUCACACGAGCGAAACGAACUCAAAGGCGUAUGGGGGAGUCGAUCUACCAGAUUGACGCGCGAUAGCUUUUUGCCAUUCGCUAGCUGCCAAUUAUGUCUUCUACCAACCCGCGAUCCGGUAUCCUGCCCAUCCCACGGCCACCUCUUCUGCCGCGAAUGCGCCGUGAGUAAUCUCCUGGCACAGAACAAGGAACUCAAGCGACUCAAGAAGGAAGCCGAGCGACGGAAGGGUGAAGACGCAGAAGAAGACCAUCUACAAAACGCGGAAGCUCAGGCACGAGCGGUGGAGGAGUUUGAGAAAGUUCAGGCGGGCUUGAGCGUACGGUCCGGUGGGAACACAAGUGACAAGAUCGUUGGACGACAGAACGGGAAGAUCAUUGUUGAGCGAGCGGACGAUGGUGCGAAUAAGGAUGGUAACAGUGGGACUAAGCGGAAAUUUGAACUCGACGAAGACGAGCUAUUACGCCUGGCCACAGACGAGCGGGACAAGAUCAAGCGUAGGAUGAACGACGAACGCAACGCAAAAUCCGAAUUGCCAUCGUUCUGGGUACCGGGCGAAACACCGGAUAACAAAAAGAGCGACAUCAAAAGCAUCAAGCAAAAUCCAACAUGUCCGGCCGCGGCUCUGGACAAACCGCACGACUUCACGCUCAAGACUCUGGUCCAGGUGAACUUUACAGAAGAGAAGACUGGGGAUGCGCAGUCGACAGCGCGCAGCUGUCCUGCUUGUAACAAGGCGCUGUCAAAUUCCACGAAAGCUGUUCUAGCGAAGCCUUGCGGGCAUGUGCUGUGUAAGCCAUGCAGUGAGCGGUUUCAGAAGUCGCCCGAGAAGUCGGCUCAUGACAAGGAACACGACGAUACGGUGAGAUGCUAUGUUUGCCAGGAAGACGUCACCACCGGGCGGAAAACGAAACGGAAAAAGGAGAGCGCAGAAUGCGGAGAGAAGAAGGAAAGCAGAGUGGAGCGUGGUCUCGUAGAGCUGAGCUGCGAGGGAACAGGGUUCGCAGGCGGCGGCAAGAAUAUGGUAAAGAAGGAAGGGGUAGCGUUUCAGUGUUGA
This is a messenger RNA of Zymoseptoria tritici IPO323, 1098 nucleotides long. RefSeq lists its product as uncharacterized. Gene Ontology annotation, molecular function: ubiquitin protein ligase activity. The annotation marks the transcript as partial. The transcript has a single exon. NCBI's taxonomy places the organism in Eukaryota, Fungi, Ascomycota, Dothideomycetes, Mycosphaerellales, Mycosphaerellaceae. Gene Ontology annotation, cellular component: nucleus. The record is from RefSeq and is a predicted model, not a curated record.